Salvia splendens (bonfire salvia) is the source of this 1020-nucleotide messenger RNA. RefSeq lists its product as uncharacterized. The transcript has a single exon. Bases 1 to 1020 code for a protein of 339 amino acids. Lineage: Eukaryota; Viridiplantae; Streptophyta; Magnoliopsida; Lamiales; Lamiaceae. The record is from RefSeq and is a predicted model, not a curated record.
AUGCCUAGAUAUGCAAAAUUUCUGAAGGAAGUGAUCUCCAAGAAGCGGAGAUGGGUGGAGCUCGAGACCGUCAAUCUGACGGAGAGCUGCAGUGCUAUUAUCCAGAAGAAGCUGCCUGCUAAGAUGAAAGACCCUGGAAGCUUCACUAUAUCAUGCAUAGUGGGGGAUAGCCAAGUGGGCAAGGCUCUAUGUGAUUGGGGAGCGAGCAUUAAUCUUAUGCCGUUCUCAUUCUUUCAGAAGUUGAAGAUUGGGACACUGAGGCCCACUACCAUCACACUCCAGAUGGCCGACCGAUCUGUGUCGUAUCCUAGGGGGAUUGUUGAAGAUAUACUCGUCAAAGUCAAUGACUUCAUAUUUCCCGUGGAUUUUGUGGUGCUUGAUAUGGAGGAAGACCGAAAUGUUCCUCUUAUCCUGGGAAGAACUUUCCUCGCUACAGGGAAGGCAAUGAUUGAUGUGCAGAAGGGAGAGCUCACACUCCGACUUAAUGAUGAAAGCGUCACAUUCUCUAUCUACAAUGCGAUGCAAAGACAUGAUGACGAGGAUGCAAGGAGAGCGGAGCACUGCAACAUGGUUGAAGUGGUCGAUGACUGUGUGAGAGGGAUGGCCCGAGCCAUCUCUCCACAAGACCAAUUGGAACGAUGCCUAUCGCAAUCUAUCUUUUCUCCUUAUUAUACUAAAGUUAUUGAACCCAAUGAUGAUUUAUUGAAUUUUGUAGGAGCUCAUAACUCGUCUGAGGAAGUCCCAAGGCUUCGACAGAAAUUCCAGCCAUUAAGGGAUCCGAAUGAGGAGAAGAAAGAGGAGAAGGAAGAGGAACUUAAGCCGUUGCCUUCACACCUUAAGUAUGCAUUUCUCGGGGAGAAUUCUACUUAUCCGGUAAUUGUAUCAUCCUCACUCACUACUAAUGAACUUGAUAAAUUGCUGAGAGUGCUUAGGAAGCAUAGGGGUGCAAUUGGGUGGUCUAUCUCGGACCUUAAGGGGAUAAGUCCUACGGUUUGUAUGCAUAGAAUUAUCCUAGAAUAG